This is a messenger RNA of Trichoderma breve, 2154 nucleotides long. RefSeq names its product dynamin family domain-containing protein. The record is from RefSeq and is a predicted model, not a curated record. Bases 1 to 2154 code for a protein of 717 amino acids. The transcript is spliced from 4 exons. Gene Ontology annotation, cellular component: microtubule; cytoplasm; membrane. Lineage: Eukaryota; Fungi; Ascomycota; Sordariomycetes; Hypocreales; Hypocreaceae. Gene Ontology annotation, molecular function: microtubule binding; GTPase activity; GTP binding.
AUGGUCCUGACACAGCUUGCAUCUACAAACCUGGAAGGGCUCUGCUCUAAAGAGCAGCUUGAGCUCCUCAAUACGAUCGAUUCGUUGCGAUCUCAAGGAGUCAGUCAUUACAUCUCCUUGCCCCAAAUAAUUGUAUGUGGUGACCAGUCCUCUGGCAAAAGUUCCGUCCUCGAGGCCAUCUCUGGUGUCUCGUUCCCAGUCAGCACUGGGCUCUGCACGCGCUUUCCAACAGAACUUAUCCUUCGAACGGCAUCACAUACUUCAGUCAAGGUCUCUAUCAUCCCACACCUGCUACACAAACGAGACAAGAAAGACGCUUCGUCGGAUUUCCAUGAACAGCUAGAUUCAGUUCAACAACUACCAGACUUGAUCGAAAAUGCCAAGGCAUACAUGGGAAUAAAGACUCUUGGCAAGGCAUUCUCCAAUGAUGUACUUCGCAUCGAGAUUAGCGGGCCAGAUCGCCCACAUCUCACCAUUGUUGACCUGCCGGGAUUGAUUCAUUCUGAGACCAAGAAUCAAUCGGCCUCAGAUGUCCAUCUCAUUACGCAAAUUGUCAAGAGCUUCAUGUCAAAGCAGCGAAGCAUUAUCCUCGCUGUUAUAUCUGCAAAGAAUGACUAUGCCAACCAAAUCGUCUUGAAGCUUGCCCGUGAUACAGAUCCAAGAGGGCUACGUACACUUGGUAUCAUCACCAAACCUGAUACUCUUGCUGCUGAUUCCACAAGCGAGAAAAGCUACAUCUCUCUUGCCAAAAAUUUGGAUGUAGUAUUUCGUCUUGGAUGGCAUGUACUGAGGAACAGAGAUACAGACGCAGACAAAUGGACUCUGGCGCAACGUGAUGUGCAAGAGAAAGAAUUCUUCUCCAAGAGCGCUUGGUCCGCCUUGCCCGAGUCAUCUCUUGGUAUUGUAUCUCUGAGAAGUCGAUUGAGUAAAUUAUUGUUACAUCAAAUUGCUUCUGAGCUACCAAGUUUGAUGGAUGAGAUUUCUCAGGAGAUUGAAGGUUGUGAGACGGAAUUGGGGAAAUUUGGCCAGCCUCGCAUAACCGCACAAGAGCAACGAAUCUAUAUGAUUCAAAUCAGCCAAUCAUUUCAGUCUCUCAUGCAGGCCGCAGUUGAUGGCACAUAUACCGAUCCUUUUUUCAGCGACUCGGAAACGAAAUCGGGCUAUGAUAAGCGUAUUCGCGCGCUUAUUCAAAACCUCAGUCGCGACUUUGCCAAAGAAAUGGAAGAUAAGGGUCGUUUUUAUAAGACUGUGGACUCCCACAAGAAGGUCGUCGACAUGAUGGCCCACAGACGUGGCCGAGAGCUGCCUAAUUCCUUCAGCCCAGCAGUUGUCACGGAUUUGUUCCGCGAGCAGUCGAAACCAUGGCAGGCAAUUGUCAAUCGCCAUGUAAACAAAGUUUGGGAAGCAGCUCGAGUGUUUGUGGAUCAUUUGAUCUCACACAUCUCUGAUUCAGAGACAAGUGACGCCAUUAUGGACGCCGUUGUGAGGCCCAAGAUGAAAGCAAUACUGGCCAAUCUCCUUGAUAAGACUACAAUCUUACUCCAGUUAUAUCGAGAUGAUCAUCCCAUCACCUAUAGUGAUUUUGGCGAGGCUCUUCAGAAAAUUCGUAUGAAACGAUACUCGUCACAGAUGGAUGAAGUUCUGCAAAGACACUUUUCGAGUGUUUCUCUUGAUAGCACCAGUUCGCAUGUGAGCGCAUACAUUAAUUUUGUAAGUCUGAAGCAAGAAUUGGCACAGUGCAAUGAGCCCGAUUUAUAUCGUUGGAGUGCUGCCGAAGCGCUUGAUAGUGCCGAGGCAUAUUAUGAAAUAGCUUUUAGACGCCUUAUUGACGAGAUCUCGAUUCAAGUCAUUGAAACAGGCUUAGUUGCUGAAAUCCGUGAGAUCUUGAGUCCUCUGGCUGUGGCAUACAUGGAUGAGGACGAAAUGGAGGCCAUUGUCGGUGAGAAGGAAAGCAUUCGUGAGGAACGCAGGAAGCUGGAAGCCAAGCUGAAGCUUCUUCAUGCUGGCUCCGAGACAUGCAAGAAGUUUUCUGGGUUUCGAGCCUUGGUAUUUAAUGAUAGCAACGAGGAUGCUAAUACUUCUGCUACCAUUGCGGCGAAGCCUUGGAAAGGUUUUUGGUCUGUGGAAACUACUCCAGAGGAAUCGGAGGAGUGA